GUUAAGCUCAAAAAUAAGAUUGAAGGAAUUCUCCAGUGCUUACAUGGUUGAGCCUUCGAGAGACUUUCUGAAACAGCUGGCAAAAGCACAGGAUGUCAUGGAAAGCGCAAGGGCGUUAGAAUACGAAGUAAAAGCAAGCAAGAGCUGUUGUGGUGGGGUUUCCCUUAACUAUUCACGUCGAUAUAUUAUAGGCAAGCAAAUAGGAAGGUUGACUCGAGAAGUUUUUCAGCUCAAGGAGAGAUUGGAAUCAAUCUCAUGUCAAGGUAACGGUCCAUUAAGACUCCCCUCGGUAAAGGUAUGUUCCAAUAAGAGAGAGACAGAUAGGGAGGGUGGGCCCCACCUGGGAGAGAAUCCAACUCUGGUCCCAGUGAGUCAUUCAAAAAACUUCAUUGCCUUCGAGUCUAGAGAAGAGCCAUAUGGUGAACUAUUCACGGCUCUGAAAAAUGAUGACAUUGACAUGAUUGGGCUCUAUGGAAAGAGGGGUUGUGGUAAAACAUUCUUGGCCUCAGAAAUAUGCAGGGCUGCGAUGCACUCGAAGCUCUAUGAUGUGGUUAUAUUUUACACGCUCUCCACUAAUUAUACAAGCGUCUCAUUAAUUCAAGAUAAGAUUGCACACAGUUUAGGCUUAAUCUUAGAUGAAGACAAACGCCAUAGAGCUGCAACGCUCUCCGAGAGGUUGAAUAAUGGUGACAAAUUUCUUAUAGUCCUGGAUGAUAUUGUAGAAGAGCUUAAUCUCGAAGACAUAGGGAUUCCCCCUGGUAAAAAUAGCAAGGUUAUUUUGAUUGCUUCGGGAUUACGUGCCUUGGUGGGUUGUCAAAAAGUGACCUCUCUGUCACCUUUGACCCAAGAGGAAGCUGGGAUGCUAUUCCAAGGACAUGUGGGCACAAUAGAAGAUGAAGUUUUGGCGCAAGAGAUUGUAAAAAAAUGUCAAGGAUCACCCCUUUCAAUUACAAUCGUGGCUGAAUCUUUGAAGGGCAGUUCUGCUGAUAGGUGGAAGGAAGCAUCUGGAGGUUAUAAUGACCGAGCAAUGGUUGACAAAUGUGUGCGAUUAAGUAUUGCAAAAUUGCGCUAUGACGCGAGCUCACUUUUCGUAUUAUGUGCUUUCUUUCCAGAAAAUUCAAACAUCACUCUCGAACUUUUGAUCAGAUGUGCAUUUGCAUCGGGCAUAUUUGAGAAUGUUCAGUCAUAUGAAAGAACCAGAAGCAAAGUAGGUGCCGUCAUUGAUGAACUCCUGAACUCUUGUCUGUUAUUGCUAGCUGAAGAAGGGCAAUAUUUUCACAUACGCAACUUGGUGCGUCAAGCAGCUUUGGGAGGAACGAAAGCUCGAGUAAUUAGAGGGCCUGGAGAGUAUUUAACGGCCACAAUAACAAGAAAGGUCGAUGAUACAAAAAGAUUAUAUUGCCAUGAUAUAACUAAAUACCCAAAUCAGUUAAUGUGCCCUGAACUUAAGAUUCUAUUUGUUUCUGAUGACAGAGGGUGCUCACCAGAAUUUUCAGAUAUUGUUUUCAAAGUCACUACAGAGCUGAGGGUGUUGGCCAUUACAAAUGCAUGUACAUUGAGAACACCAUAUUUUUGGUUGCCCCAAUCAGUUGAAGGGUUGAAAAAUCUUCGAUUUCUUUGCUUGAGAGGAUGGAACUUGGGCAAUAUCUCUAUCUUGGGAAACUUGGAGAUGCUUAACACUGUUGAGCUAUUAUAUUGCACAAUAGAGGAGCUACCCAAAGAAUUAUGGAGACUAAGGGAGUUAAGGUUACUUGAAAUAUCAGGGUGCAGCAUAGGAGGAGGUGAUCCUGUCGAGGUGGUAGCAAGAUGUUUUCAACUAGAGGAGAUGUAUUUUGUUGGAAACGAUCUUCAAGAAAGUGUUUUAAGGGAUCGUACCCUUGUUGAUUUAUUGUACCAAAUUAACUUCUCUAACGUAUUGCAAAGUCUUAUCAAGCUAGAAGUGUCUUCUUCAAAUUGCAAAAGUUGAAUGUCGAGAACAUGAAGUGCUUGGAAGCCUUAUGCCAUGGUCCACCUCCUUCUGGCCUUUUUGAGAAACUGGAGGAGCUAUUUAUAAUGGGGUGUAACCAGUUACAUCGCAUAGUCUCAGUUGGCAAGUUGAACUUGUGUA
Messenger RNA from Prosopis cineraria, 2107 nucleotides. RefSeq names its product disease resistance protein UNI-like. Lineage: Eukaryota; Viridiplantae; Streptophyta; Magnoliopsida; Fabales; Fabaceae. The transcript is spliced from 2 exons. The coding region runs from base 44 to 1966 and encodes 640 amino acids. Gene Ontology annotation, molecular function: ADP binding. The record is from RefSeq and is a predicted model, not a curated record.